Cladocopium goreaui is the source of this 1173-nucleotide messenger RNA. Lineage: Eukaryota; Dinophyceae; Suessiales; Symbiodiniaceae. The record is from the annotation of a GenBank genome assembly.
GAGCCGGUUUUGCCGGAGAUGCCCUUCGCUCCCCCUGAGGGGGAUUACGGCGACGACAGUGAGACGACGGAGCACCUAGAGCAGUUCAGACACGAGCAGGGCAGGGAUACAUUGGUAUCGGCUUCUGGCUCCAGUGGAUCUUCGUAUCAGGUACGAAAGCCAUGUGUAUGGAUUCACGGCAUUCCAUUUGAAGCGAAGACCGAGGACUUUGACACUGGGUGGGAGUACCUCUAUGACGGUCUGGUUUGCCCUGAGGAUCCUGUUGGUGAGAUUUCCUUGCUGGCACCAUUGCCACAUCCUGCAAGGACGGCCCCGGUGUGGCAUCCAAUUGAAGAGCUUUCAGCGUGUUUUCGCAUUGCAGUCAACUGCACGGACAAGUCUUUGUCCAUCAGAGAGAGACUGGCUUCUCCUCCUGUAGUGCAAUUUCGCGCCGAAGCUUCAGAAGGCUUCCAAGGAUUGAAAGGAGACCGUGCCGUGAGUCAUUGGACAUAUCCAGAAAACGCCAAGAAGGAACCAGGCAAGUACCUUGCCCAUGUCGACUUGGUGGUCAAGAACGGGGACGCGCGUUUCUUAGGCAUAUCCAGCCUGCUGUUCAACUUUUGCUUGUCGCACAGCUGGCACAGCGGCUUGCUGAGCAGCUGGAUUGCGAAACGGGACCUUUUUCCAGUGGCUUUCACAGAGAAGGAGUCUGACGCAGACAAGAACAGGCGAGACUCAUGGGUUACGAAGGUGCCUGAAGAGGGAGAUGAUUUGGAGGAGUUUGAGGAGUCUGACGAGUGUCAGUGGUUCGAUGACGGAGUUGGUGGCGUUGCCCAGGUGGCGACGCCACAGAUGUUCGACAUCAGCAAUGAUUUGGACGGCGAGUCCGAGGCGGCGAAGCCGCAGAUGUUCGACAUCAGCAGUGAUUUGGACGGCGAGUCCGAGGAGCCGGUUUUGCCGGAGAUGCCCUUCGCUCCCCCUGAGGGGGAUUACGGCGACGACAGUGAGACGACGGAGCACCUAGAGCAGUUCGGACACGAGCAGGAGCUGGUUUUGCCGGAGAUGCCCUUCGCUCCCCCUGAGGCGGAUUACGGCGACGACAGUGAGACGACGGAGCACCUAGAGCAGUUCGGACACGAGCAGGGCAGGGAUACAUUGGUAUCUGCUUCUGGCUCCAGUGGAUCUUCGUAUCAG